This is a messenger RNA of Meloidogyne enterolobii, 405 nucleotides long. The record is from the annotation of a GenBank genome assembly. Lineage: Eukaryota; Metazoa; Nematoda; Chromadorea; Rhabditida; Meloidogynidae.
AUGUUCUUACUGGAAAUGGAAAUAAAUAAUUUUAUUGUAAUGCCUACUUAUUUCAUAAUUUUGAUAACAAAUGCGAUUAUUGAAGUAAAUAAAGCCUCGAUUACUUUUGAUGAAAAAAUAACUCAUCUAAUCAUGCAGAAGGCCCGUGUUAAGGUUCUUGGCUCAACUAUUGCUGACAACAAACAGAUGUUUUAUACGAAUGCCUCCCUUGAAAUGGGAGACUCCGUGGGUCUUUUGGUGUUUGAAGAUUCUGGCAAAAGAGUUAUUGGCGGUAUUCACCAUGGAACUGCAGUCACAUAUGACAAGUACAACAGAAAAAAGAAAAUAAAUUUAUUUGUACGAGUAUAUGAUUAUAAUUGGAUAAACAAACAUGGUUUAUACUAUGUAAGUAUUUCUAAUGUUUAA